This is a messenger RNA of Rhopalosiphum padi (bird cherry-oat aphid), 1017 nucleotides long. Its product is annotated as adenylate kinase 7-like. The coding region runs from base 263 to 856 and encodes 197 amino acids. The record is from RefSeq and is a predicted model, not a curated record. NCBI's taxonomy places the organism in Eukaryota, Metazoa, Arthropoda, Insecta, Hemiptera, Aphididae. The transcript is spliced from 4 exons.
GUACAAAAAGACGACUCCUAUUCUCUGAAGUUAACACAAUACACUCAUCAAGUUCUGAUAUUGCCAUAUCAUCUAAUGUGGUUAAUGCAGCUAAACCUAUUCUAAAAAAAGAAAUUAAAAAAAAACCGUAAAAUAUUAUUUAUUUUGUAAAAAUGUUUUUUUUUUUUAAAUUUUAUGUUAUUUUAGCAAACGCUUAAUUUGGAAUCGACAAAAUCAUAAUAAGCUUUUGAAAUUGCUCAAUUCGUAUUAUGCGCCGAUAAAGAUGAUUGAAUCUCCAUAUUCACCAUUAAACUAUAAUACUAACAAAGUUGAGUUACCAGAAAUUGACCCAAGUUUUGAAUACUUUCUUGAUAUAGUUGUAAAAGAAAUCGAAUUGAAUCAACAACAUGGCAUAUUGGAGAGAACAACUGAUCUAAAUAAAAUGAAUGCAUUAGUAGAAGAAAUUAACGCUGAAAAUCAAAAAUAUAAGCUAAAACAGCUCAAGGAAAAAAUGACAUUGUUAGAAGAUUUUGAGAAAGUAACAGAUUUCGAAUACUUAGAAAGUUUGUCUAAUGAAGAAUACUUAAUGAAAUAUGUUACUCCUACUUUAACAAAAUUGAUAGUACAAGUUGCUAAAGUGAGACCAAAGAAUCCUGUUGAUUUUUUGGCAUAUAUGGCUCUUAAAGAGAACCCCGAAGGUAUACCAAAUUUUCCAGGCUAUUCUAAGGAGGGUGUAAAAAUACAAAAAAUAUUGGAACGCAUGUUUUUUAUCUAUAAUUACGACGAACAUGAUAUAUUUAAAUUAAAACCAUUAAUGGACGUUUUAACAGCGCAUUUUACAGAUGACGAAGAUACCCAAAAUAAUGAAGAAUUAUAACUCUAUACUUCUAUAGUUUAACACUUAAAAAAAACAUGAAUGAUUUUACAUAGUUAAAAUAUUGUAUGUUAUUAAUUAUUGUUAAUUUUUAUGUUCUCAAUUAUUUAUACCCACUAAUAAGUACCAAGUACCUACCUGGCUACAUAUAAAUAUACUUUUAA